AUGUCGGGCAGUGGAGUCUCAUCGCCGCCGGCCGCACAGAGGCAGCAGCAGCAGCAGCAGCAGCAGCAGCCACUCGCAGCGGCCGCUCCGAAAGCUUCGUCUCCGAAACGCUCUCGACAUCAGAUCCACCGGUCCAUCACCGAAAUCACAUCACCUGUCCGCCUGGGCAAACACCAUCAACACCACAUCCACACAUCGCACCACCAUCCUCGAAUGUCACAUCACAAGAGGGAUCGGAGCCGAGACGGUUCAGAUGAUAUCAGCAUACCGCUAUCUGCAGCACCGGUGUUGCAGUUGCCCCCAAGAGGCUCGACCGAAGUACCCCGAUCCGAGGGUUGGACACCAGCCGUACCGAGUGCCAACCCAAGCCGGGCUGGAAGCAUAUUGAUACCAUCCGGCAGGGAGAAUGCCGGAGGUUUCCGCGGGGUGCCGGCUGGCGAGGAUGAGGAGGAGAUGCUGCGCCGGGCCAGGGACAAGACCAGCGCGAGGACUAGCGAUCUGAAGAAGUCCCUCGUCGAACUGUCCAACAUCUCCACUGGCACCACGAGACGCCUCGACGAAACCUACUACGGCGUCCUCGAGAGGCUCAGCUCCCUCCAAAACACCGUCGUGGCCCUGAAGGAGCUCGCAUCGGCCUCAGCAUCCGUGAACGAGGGCUUCACGGCCGAAUCAGGGUCUGUCCUCGCGGAAGCCCAGGCGCAGCUCGACGCCUUCGGACAGUUUGACGAGCAGCAGGCCCGCGUGCAGGCCCUACAGGAUCGUGUUCACGGCGGGCGGGAGCGCAUCACCGCGUUGAGCGAGAGGGUGGAUAUUGUCAGGCAGAAGGUGGAGCGCUGGGAGCGUGCGGACUACUUGUGGCAGAACAAGACACGGAGGAGGAUCAAGAUUGUGUGGGGGAUGCUGCUAGGUUUUGUCCUCAUCCUCGUGCUGUUGUACGCCGGGGCAAAGGCAUACGCGCCCGAGCUUGAUGAGCUUGCCGCGGAUCUGAAAGAGGAUGCAAUGCUGGCGAAGCUGAGGCUGGAGUCGGGUGGGCAGGGACCUUUAGCCAGCCACGACAAAGAGUGGAGCAUGGCACUCAAUUUCAGCAGAGACAAUGCGGCGGAGGGAGGAGGUGACGAGGCGUUGAGGGCUCUGGACGAACUGUAG
This is a messenger RNA of Diaporthe batatas, 1146 nucleotides long. RefSeq lists its product as uncharacterized. The transcript has 2 exons. Lineage: Eukaryota; Fungi; Ascomycota; Sordariomycetes; Diaporthales; Diaporthaceae. The coding region runs from base 1 to 1146 and encodes 381 amino acids. The record is from RefSeq and is a predicted model, not a curated record.